Dracunculus medinensis (Guinea worm) is the source of this 615-nucleotide messenger RNA. The record is from the annotation of a GenBank genome assembly. Lineage: Eukaryota; Metazoa; Nematoda; Chromadorea; Rhabditida; Dracunculidae.
CUACAAGAACAAAACAAAAUAAUAGUUAAAUUAGUAAGUAGAGAUCUAUGGCAAUUAUUCAACCAAGAAACUACAGAAAUGGUGCUCACAAAGGAAGGAAGAAAAUUAUUUCCAAAACUUGAAUAUCAAAUAGAAGGAUUGAUUAAAACUGAAAGUUAUAUUUUAUGCGUGCAGUUUAGACGAGUUGAUAAUUUCAGGUAUAUAUUUCUUAAUGGUAAAUGGUUAGAAGCUGGUCCAGGAGAACCAAUCACAGCCGUAAAAUCUGUAAAUCAUCAUGAUCAACCGAUUCGAACUGGAGAAAAGUGGAUGAAUGGUAUAGUCUCAUUUGACAAAAUCAAAAUCACCAACAGUCCAUCAGAGAGCAUUUAUUAUGUGCAACUUCAUUCGAUGCAUAAAUAUCGGCCAGUUUUGCUAAUUUAUCGUCUUUUGAUGAAUGAAGCACAUUUAGUGGCGAUUUAUUCAAAAAGUUAUACAGAUUUUAUAGCAGUAACAGCUUAUCAAAAUCAACGAAUUAUCGAAUUGAAAGUUGAUAAAAAUCCGUUUGCAAAAGGUUUUCGAGAGGGAAAUGAUCGUAAAAAGUCGAUUCACUCAAGUAAAUUUUAUUAUUUCGAAUGA